This is a messenger RNA of Helobdella robusta, 303 nucleotides long. RefSeq lists its product as hypothetical. The annotation marks the transcript as partial. Gene Ontology annotation, molecular function: kinase regulator activity; protein kinase A binding. The transcript is spliced from 2 exons. NCBI's taxonomy places the organism in Eukaryota, Metazoa, Annelida, Clitellata, Rhynchobdellida, Glossiphoniidae. Gene Ontology annotation, biological process: regulation of canonical Wnt signaling pathway. Gene Ontology annotation, cellular component: cytoplasm. The record is from RefSeq and is a predicted model, not a curated record.
GAAGGGGAAGAAACAGUGAAGGAGAUUCAGUUUGGGGUGAAACAUGCUGAGAUGUCGAAGAAGCACAACACUGGAAAUUACGAGCAGGUCGUCUACAUGAACAUCACCUCGAAGGAGGGUAACUGUUACUGCGUUGAAUUGAGUGCAUCUGGUUACAGGAUUGUGGGCCGACAGUAUGACAACAUCUCAGGCGAAGACUCCACAAAGUAUUACGAGACAAUUUAUGCUUUUUUAGAUGAUGUCAGUCCUCUCUAUCGGGUCUGUUUUAGCGAUGCGCUGGCCGAGAAAUUGAAAAAACUUGAG